AUGCCACGUAAAGGAAAAGGAAUCCGGGUCCAAUAUGAUCAUAUGUCAAUGGACAAAGCUGUCACCGCUGUUAAAGCUCAUGACUUAUCUAUACGACAGGCAGCUAUAACAUUUGGGGUACCAAAGUCAACUUUGGGAGAUCGUUUGUCCGGUCGGGUAGAGGAGGGUUCAAGCCCAGGGAAGCGUCCCUUUUUCCCACUGGAGGUCGAGAACGAGGUCGCGGAGAAAAUUAAGAUCGCAGGCCGGAUGGGCUUCGGCAUCACUAGGAGCCAAUUAUGUUUAAAAAUGGCUCGGCUCGUCACAGCCAUGAAACUCAAGUCGCCAUUUAGAAAUGGUGUACCGGGGAAUGACUGGCUUGAAGGUUUUUCAAAGAGGCAUCCCGACGUGUCCCUUCGUUCACCAACUCCUCUUAACAAUGUGAGAGCGCGCAUGCUAAAUCUAGAGGUGACGAGGAAGUACUUCCAUUCGUUAAAUCAAACCCUAAUAUCUCUUAACCUACAUCAAAAACCAAAAGCUAUCUGGAACAUAGAUGAGACCAAUGUGUCUUUAACUCACAAGCCUUCAAAAGUCCUCGCAGAGUUAGGACAGAGGAAUGUUCCAGGGAGAGUGGGGAAUUGUCGGGAUGGGGUGACGGUGCUUGCGUGCAUAAACGCAGCGGGAGAAGACAUACCACCUUUGGUAAUAGUGAAGGGUCUGACAGAAAAAGCCUUACGAGCUUAUAAUGUAUCAGAGAGUCCAAAUGGCACGAAAUUUACGUACCAGAAAAAGGCAUGGAUGGAGGAUGUUUUGGGUGUUCAAUGGUUCGAGAACCAUUUCUUAAAACAUUGCGGACCAGAGAGGCCUCAACUGAUCAUCCUAGACAGCCAUAGCUCCCACGAAACUCUAGGUCUCAUAGAAGCUGCCAGACAGAACAAUAUAAAUCUAUUUGCCCUUCCACCCCACACAACACAGUAUUUAAAUCCGCUUGAUAAAACUGUCUUUGGACCCUUUCAGCGCGAGUACAAUCGGCAAUGUACAGAUUUUAUGAGCCUCUCUCCUAACAACAUGGUGACCAAGUGGGAAUGGCCCAGGCUUUUCAAAAACGCAUACAUAAAAACUGUCAAUAAAGAUAACAUUACAAAGGGUUUUGAGGUUUGUGGGAUUCAUCCUUUCAACGCCGAGAGAAUCGCUCAAUCAGCCUUUGCUCCAUCUUUCCCGUUCGACAAUAUGUCCGCUAUACCCGCAACUUCCGUUGAUGGAUUGCAACCGUCCGCUCACCCAACGGCUUCUGAGAGAGGAUCUCAUCCGUCUGCGCCCUCUGUGCCUUCCGAGACUAUAUCUCAUCCGUCUGCGCCCUCUGUGCCUUCCGAGACUAUAUCUCAUCCCACCUCCUGA
Pecten maximus is the source of this 1374-nucleotide messenger RNA. RefSeq lists its product as uncharacterized. NCBI's taxonomy places the organism in Eukaryota, Metazoa, Mollusca, Bivalvia, Pectinida, Pectinidae. Gene Ontology annotation, cellular component: nucleus. Gene Ontology annotation, molecular function: DNA binding. Bases 1 to 1374 code for a protein of 457 amino acids. The transcript is spliced from 2 exons. The record is from RefSeq and is a predicted model, not a curated record.